AUGCAGGUGCAGAACCAGAUGCAGAAGGUUCUGUUGGAGCUGGAGGUUCAGAGCGAGCACACGUCGAGGCUGGAGAGCAGCUGCCGGGCUCUGGAGCGCUCGCUCAGCCAGUCGGGCCACAGACUGCAGGAGAAGGAGCAGGAGCUGGAGCAGCUGACUAAAGAGCUGAGACAGGUCAACCUGCAGCAGUUCAUCCAGCAGACCGGCACCAAGGUCACCGUGCUGCCUGCCCAGCCUGCAGGGGACAACGGAGUGACAUCCCAUAGUCUGCCGGACUUAAUGAAGCCGUCUCAGCAGCCAGGGUCUCGGUAUGUGAGGUGA
Molecule: messenger RNA, 321 nt
Organism: Notothenia coriiceps (black rockcod)
Lineage: Eukaryota; Metazoa; Chordata; Actinopteri; Perciformes; Nototheniidae
Product: ras association domain-containing protein 8-like
Exons: 4
Coding region: 1-321 (106 amino acids)
Source: RefSeq, a predicted model, not a curated record